AUGAAAACAUUCAAAAUGGCAGGUCUUGCGCCUUUUGGACGAGAUGAUCAACCGCAUCUUGAGGUGAAAAUUGUUGGUGGAAAGCAUGUCGAAGUUCCAGUUGACAAUCAUGGAAAGCCACUUAAUCAGUCAAAAACUGUUAAUCGGGCAGAAUGGAGCCUUCCAGGACAACAGUAUGGUCAAAGGUCUUCGGUUUUGUCAACAGCAAACUCUGAGAAAUCGAGCUCUAUGAUCUCGCCUCCUCCGUGGAUAAACAGAACUGACACACCGCCACGAAAAAUUCUAAAAUCACUGGAAAAUCCUGAUGAUCAUCAAAGUAAGUCUCUGGAAGGCCUGAGAAAAUUUUCAUCUCCAAGUUCGCCGCAAGUUUUACCACCGAUCCGAAAGAAAUCAGGAGUUGAUGGGGAUCAGUCUACCAGAGAUUUGGCUUCAAGACUUAAUGCAGUGUUGCUGGGAUUCGAUACUAUAAAACUAAAAGAUGCGUAUCUCAGUUUUGCAGGUUAUGACUCCACUUUGACAGGAUUUGUUUCUGCGGAACAAGUCGAGAGAGAGUUUUUUAGACUAAAGAUUCCUCUUAAAGGAGAGCUUUUAAAUGAGUUGUUGGUAAUUUUCAUGUCUGCUCACAGGCCAAAUUGGGUCAAUUAUGAACAGCUUUUGAAGUUCAUCAACAAUGCUGUUCAACCAACUGUCACAAGAGAGUUUAACGUUCCAAAGCUUGAUGUGACGUCAAAUCCAGGUGAUCGACUCCAACAGAGAAUGUCCGGCAAUUCGCCUAGGGCUGAAGUCAACUUGCCACUUAAACCAAAUCAGGUAUCACCAAGGUCUGAUGAUAUGCCAAAAGGCCGCCAGAGUGCUAUAACUGCAAGAAAAGCUUUUCAAGAUAAGCAAGAUACAGAGAUCUUAUUGCAAAUGGAACAAAUGCUAAAAGAGAUUGACCAUGCCCAGGCACAUGUACAGGCAUUGAGAAGACAUCUAGAGGAACAAGAUGGGGCAGGAGCAGAAUUUAUAUCCUCACAAAAGGUAUUUAACACUCUCAAUAAGCCCUUUGCAGCUUACGUUCACCUGAUCUGCUGAGAAACAAAAGUUUUCAAAAAUUUGGAUAAACCGUCAAGAUUACCAGAAAUGGAAAGAGCAUGAGAAAAUUAGGUAGAGAGCCAAUUUUGAGGUGACUGAUGUGCAUUGAAUGUCUGAAAAAUUAAAUAGGUUUUGUAUGGAAAAAUUUUGUGAGCCAUAAGGCUUGUAGUGUGAGAAAAAAGCCGGCAUUUCGCGACGCCACCAAUGGUUUCCCCCCAAAAUGUCUUCUGAGAAACAAAGGCAGAAAUUCCAUACUGAAGUUGCGUCUCUACCCAGAUCUGGGUAAGUGCCUCUGAUUGGAUGAAGCAAAUUUUUAUCGCAACUGUGAUGUUUCUACAUCCUUUUCUAUAAAAUUUUUUGUUUGAUGAUAGUUCCUCACCCUUCCUUUCAGCUAAAGACAAUAUGUUUGCGGCAUCAUAUUCCUUUCAACAACUCAUUGUUAGACAAGGUCAUCGACAGACUUGACAGAUACAACUCUGGAAAAGUGAGGUUAGUGGAAAUUUAUGAUAGUGUAAGAGGAUUUUAGGGAGAAUGUUGCACACCUCCACUCAAAUUAUUUCAGGAAUACUUGGCAGUGAUUUCACAAAUUUUCUGAUGUAAGAAAUACAUUGAAUUAUUUUAUCAUGAUAUUCCUAUCUUGAAAAGAAAUAUCGUGGUUCACUGACCAGACACUGCGCAUCAGUGUAUUCUUACAGCCCUAGAAGCUGACAAGGAACGAGACGUCUUGAUGAAUUCCAUAGUGGUGAUCUAACUGUUUAACAGUCGGUAAUCUUUUUAAUACACCGAGAGAGACAUUAUAGCAACAUUAUGAACAAAGAAAUAAACAUUAUAUACUUAUUUCAGUUGGUUAGAAUUCAUGUCCUUUGUGGAGCGAGCCCUGCCUCUUCCAACAUCCAGCAUUUCUUCAAGCCACAGUUACAGUAGAAAUGGUGGGCGUGUUCUAGAAACUCCCCCUGACAGACCAGUGUGGGAAACAAGACAGCCCCUUAAGGGAGUCAGCCAUGAAGGCAGGUACCCAUCUUAUGAUACAAGCAUGGAUCAAGAACAACAUAACAUUCUAGGUAUUACUAUGACAAUCAGUAUUAGAUUUCUCCCCCAGGGGGGUUACUCUGGAUUUCAGCUUCCAACUGUCCAGCAUGCUGAUUACGGUAAAAGAGUGAGGGGCUUACUCCUUUUGGAGAUUCAUGAAUGUAAGGUUACAUGCAAAGUGGCCUGCAUGUAGAGGUACUACAUCACAAGCUCUUAGACUUUUUCUAAUAAUCUCAAACUUUCAUAUACCACCACUUAUUAUAACAAGUGACCACAUUCUAGGUAUUGUAUAGAGUGGUUUUCGUUUGAGUGUCGUAAAACCAAAACCAAAGUAAUUACUCUGGCCAAUCACAUAGGACACAGACAAUACAUUGAACCAAUCAAAACUCGAAGUAAUUACAUGUGGCUGACGCAAAGCGCGGGAAAAUGCAUGCGAGCGCGUCACAAUUGGCUUUGGUUUUACUUCUGAUUGGAUGAAAAGGUGGCGCGAAUCUUUUAAGCCAAUCGCAUCGUGUAGAAAGUGCAAAACCAAUUACUUUUCGACACUCAAAUGAAAACCGCUCUAAGCGACCAGCAAUCCAAAUCAACAAAAUUUUCCUAGUCAAAGCCCUAAUGAUAUAGUAAGGGUUGUAACCUCAAGAAAAUGACCACCUUUCUCAUAAACACCCACAAUCACUUUUUGGCUUGAUGGUUUGUAAUAAAAAAAAAUUCCAAUGUGACGCAUGGUCUGUUCUAGGCUGCUCAGAGGAUAUGAAGAACUUUCAAUGCUAAACAUGGAACUAAGGAUAUCAUAACUUGGAAUCUAGACGCAAUGAAUGCUAAGGCUGUCACCAAGGGCCAGGGGCUGGGUAUUUAACUCUUUCACUGCCAAAUUAGACUACGAGUAGUCCCCCAUUUUUUCUCAGGGAUAGUAGGGCGAGUGAAACGCGAGCGCGCGUGAAAAUCACCCCACACCAUAAAAGGCGACACGCGGCAGGGAGAGAGAAUUCUCGCGUGGGGUGAUUUUCAUGUGCGCUCGCGUUUCGCUCACCCUACUAUCCCUGAGGAAAAAUGGGGGACUAUUCAUAGUCUACUGCCAAAUGUACCCAAAAGCAAAUUUCGACCAAAUUACCAAAUUUCAUUUUUUGAUAUUUUGAAAAACAAAUAGCAUCAUGUGUAAGUACAGGCAGAGAGCUUUCAUUUGAAUGGUCACAUCAUGGAUUUCGUCCACAGACUCAAAAGUUAGAGUCACCUUACAAAACUCCUUCAAGCACUCAGGCAGGAAAAGGGUUAAUCCCCUGGCUGCCUUACAAAUAAUCUCAAGUUACUUUCAUAGGAAACAAAGUGAAAAAUAGAACCAACAGAACAUUAUAACACUACAACUGACUGGAAUCUUUGUGACAGCCCUGAAAUUCCCUUCCAAAAAAUACAUGGGUCCAGAUCUCUUGUCAUAAGAGACUCCUUGCAGCUUGAUUCUUGUAUUGUAAUUAUUGGUCUCUCUUUGUAAUUAUUGGUCUCUCUAUUAAUUACCUAUUUCACCGACUCGAUUUCAGUAAUUCAAGUAGAUCUUUCAACCCUUUCUCCUAUCCCAUGUAGUGAUAGUACUGUAAAUAAGUACUCAGUACAGAGUGAAGUAUUUGUAAUAUAUGUGUGAGAUCAAUUAUUGUAUCUCUGUCCGUUAAUUAUAAUCUAUUUCACUGAUACCAUUUCAAUGAAUUUCAAUAGAUCUUUUGUUACCUUCAGGGAGACUACUUGUAAAAGCCCGUAAGGGUUUCUUUAGUCUUCCUCCCAAGUUCAUUACAUUGUAACACACCGUAUGUACUGUAUAAUAUUAUGGGAAAUAAUAAACUCAACUCAACUCAACUCAACCACUUCUCAGAUGCAGGGUGAAAAGAAAAUCAUUUUUAUAGCUUGCCAUUUGGGCAAGCUGAAGCAAGCAUUUACUAGCCCAGAUGUCAUUUCAACUAGCCCCAAAAGCUUUUUGACGAGCAGAAUUGAUUUCACAGUUCUUCUGUUACUCAAAUUGCUCAAAAAAACAUCAAUUGCCCAUCGGGCAAGUUAAAAAUAGAAUUCACUAGCCCGAUAGCAAAAUCCACUAGUGCCGGGCUAUCGGACAUUACUUUCUUUGCACGCUGCAGAUGGUAUCACCAAAUGUUUGUAUUUUGGGUGGGGCACUUACAGGAGGUUUGACUGGAUUUUGUAUUUUGACAGUGAAAGAAUUAGAGGAACAAAGAAGAGGAAGGAGCUACAGACAACAUCACGAUCCUGAAGGGAGUGGUAUAAAUGGAGACCAUGUAAGGUCACAAGAGGCUGAAGUAUCAGAACCAGUUAAUGAGAGGCAAGGAGAUCUGUUAAGACGUCAGCAUGAACUGAUCGAGAAAAAACGACAGAUUCAAAAAGAGCAAGAAGAAAUUGAUCAGAUCAUACAGCACCAGAAAAAGAAAUUGUAUGGAGAUGAUCGGGAUUAUGAUCCACCGCAUUACCACGAGGAGGAAAGUAAAGUCAAGAGGUUUAUGAAGCUGGCAAAUGCACUUUAUGUGUGUGAUUCUGAUCAGUCAGGUUAGUGUCGUGAUUCUAAUACAGCUCAUUGAUCUUUUAGGAUCCAAUUUUUGUUGACUUCACACUAGACACGUAGUUAGUUUCAAGUACACUGUACAGUAAGCACUUGAUUCAAUUGCAUCUGGAAACCUUAAAUCGCUCUGUAGAAAACAUGGUUUCACACUUGUUGACAAAGUGCAUGUAUAUUAUUUGAAGUCAAUAUCUCUGUUCAUUAGAAUCUUAGAACUGCUGCACGUGCACAUAGUGCAAAUGGUUUCCAUUUAUUAUUGGCCUUUAUUGGCUAAAGUGUGUUGCAGCCCUUACUUGGUGGCGAACUUCGGCUUCUUUGAACACCAAUGUUUCCGUGGUCACCAACAAAUAGAAAACACUUUUCUAUAGUCUUGCUUAAGACCAUAAAAAUGGCUAUUGUAAAACCACUUGAUCCACUUGAGUUUUGAACAUUUUGAUGUCAGUUCUGCUGUCUAUCAAGUAAAGGCCUUGGAAAAUAAUAUUGUUGUCUAUUUCUUAAAUAGAUCCCCUCUAUUCCUCAGUGCACAUUCAUAUCUCCUUCUAUAUUUCUAAGGCUUUGCUAUUUUAUAGGUCUUAUUGAUGUGGAUGAAACCCAUCGCUUGCUAAACAACUACAAUCUCGUGAACCAGCUGGGAUUCUCUGCUGAACUGAUUGAAAAGACGUUAAGAAGUUGUUUAACAACAGAUGACAAAGUUAGUGUAGACGAUUUAAUAGAUGAACUCAAAGGACAUCUUUAGAAGUUAUUCUAGGCUGUCGCUUGGAGACUGUUGUGUGUUAAUGUUGCAUUGGUCUUAGCUAUCC
Messenger RNA from Porites evermanni, 5451 nucleotides. Lineage: Eukaryota; Metazoa; Cnidaria; Anthozoa; Scleractinia; Poritidae. The record is from the annotation of a GenBank genome assembly.